AUCACUUUUCCUUGCACUUCUUACAUCACCACUGCCUACAUCACCAGCAGCGAAUCCUACAUCUUCUUUUCGUACUGGACUGGAGCAGUAAACCAGUGAUCACUACUAGUCGUACUCAGGUCUAGCAACAGUGCAAAAUCUUAAGCAUCACUGAUUUUAGUUGACAGUUCAACUGUUCAAGGAUUUGUAUAGGAUUUAUCAAUGGGGAAUGAUACAAUCCUCAGCUACAACAAUGUUGUAUUGAGAAGAUCAGAUUUGGAGAUUAGUGGUGAAGUCUUCCUUAAUGACGCUAUCAUUCAGUUCUAUUUUAGUUAUCUUCAAUCCGGUUCUUCCUCUCAAGAUGUAUUACUACUCCCACCUUCUAUCUCAUUUUUGAUCAUGAACUAUCCACAUUCAGAAAACCUCAAAGAUAUCGUUGAGCCACUUAAACUGCGAGAAAAGAAAGUGGUAAUCUUUGCUAUCAACAAUAAUACAAAUGUGGAAGCUGAGGGUGGUAGUCACUGGAGCUUACUUGCGUAUGAGAAGAAUUCUGAGGUAUUUGUACACCACGAUAGCAUGGGAACAUCUAAUAAGAUGUAUGCUGAAAAACUGUACAGAGCUGUUGUGGGAUUUAUGGGUGAAUGUAAAUCUGACUCCUCAAAAAUUAGACUUUUGGAGUGUCCAUGUACGCCGCAACAGAAAAAUGGUUUCGAUUGUGGUUUAUAUGUUACCGCAAUUACGAAAGUUAUAUGCAACUGGUAUAAAAAAGGUGAUUCCAGUGGGUUGUGGUAUUCUGAAGUCAUGAAAUUGACACCAGAGAUGGUAUCUCAUAUGAGAAGUGACAUACCAAUGCUUAUACAGGAGUUGGUGGCCAAGAAAGAAGGUGCUACUCCAGUGGAGAUGAAAACAACCAGAAUUUGGAACCGAAUUUAGAGAAGAUCGAGAAAGAAAAUGAAGAGUUUGUCUCCUGUGAACUAUCAGUGUUGCUUAAUGACAUUG
Papaver somniferum (opium poppy) is the source of this 978-nucleotide messenger RNA. Its product is annotated as NEDD8-specific protease 1-like. The transcript is spliced from 3 exons. Gene Ontology annotation, molecular function: deNEDDylase activity; cysteine-type peptidase activity. Lineage: Eukaryota; Viridiplantae; Streptophyta; Magnoliopsida; Ranunculales; Papaveraceae. Gene Ontology annotation, biological process: proteolysis. The coding region runs from base 202 to 912 and encodes 236 amino acids. The record is from RefSeq and is a predicted model, not a curated record.